GCCCGGCACGGCUUCCGGAAGAGGCGGGAGCGGCGGCUCCAGGUGCUGCGCCCGGUUCUGUUCGGCUGCGCGCCCUCGGUUGCUUCCAUGGCCGGCAAGAAGGUGCACCGGCCCAUCGCCGCCAUGGCCAAGAAGAUCCGCGAGUACCGGGCGCUGAAGGAUCGGCCGCGGGACUCACAGCGUUUCGCCGUGGACUACGACACCAUGCGGCGGCCGCUGACGCAGAAACGGCUGCCCGUGCGGGCCUGGGAGGACGUGCGGAACGAGAACCGGCUGUUUGAGCUGCUCUGCCGCCUACCGCGCUUCGGCGUGGGCCGCACCGUCACCCGCAAAUCCUGGCUGUGGGCGCACGACGAGCCCUGCUACUGGGUCAUCACCAAGGUGAAGGCGGACUACAUGGCCGAGGUACCUCUCCCGUCCCGCCCGGCGGAACUCUCGCCUGCCGCCCCGCCGCGACCCACCCUCAACAGGUUCCUCUUUUCUUUGCAGAACAUGGACCAUGGAAAAGCCUGGGGCUACCUGACCUUCAAAGGCAAAACUGAAGAGGAAGUGAGGGAGAUUGACAAAGCCAUGUACCAUGACUGGCGUAUGGUGCCCAAACACGAGGAGGAGGCCUUCAAGAACUUCACCCCAGUGCCUGAGGAGACUGUUCAGUUUCUGCCAUAUCCACCACUGCUCCGAGCCAUGAUCCUUGCACAGUGGCAGAAGGAGGGAAAACCAAUCAUGGAAGAGCCAAUUAUUGAUCUAGAGAAAGUCUUGGCCACUCCCCAAGAGCAGGCAAAGAAAAAAGCUACAGGGACACCGAUAUAAAGACUUGUUCUGUAUCCUGAGUAUCCUGCAUGCUCUCACUGCCUGUUAGAAGCUCAGUGCACAGGGGGUGUUACAGAGCCCCUCUGUGCCCAUUGUGGUAGGAUGUUUCCAGCUUUCUCCUCAGCUCUGCAAGUCACCUCAUGUGAAAGGGAAGAUGCAGAUACACUCACUCUUCUUCCAUAACUUUGGUUUCAGUCAGCAGAGGAAUCUUCUUGGUUCCCUGGAUAGUCUCUAAAUACACAGCUCCAGUCAGCCAGCUGCAGUUCUUUGGAGCAUAACAUUUUUUACAUAACUUGGGUCCUGCAUUAAUCACAGAAAAAUGACUGUGAAUAUCACAGUAUUUCAUAGAGCUGUGAAAAAAUGUAUCUGCAAAUGGAAAUAAAUAGUUUCUUAAUUCUGCA
Molecule: messenger RNA, 1211 nt
Organism: Catharus ustulatus (Swainson's thrush)
Lineage: Eukaryota; Metazoa; Chordata; Aves; Passeriformes; Turdidae
Gene: MRPS34
Product: mitochondrial ribosomal protein S34
Exons: 2
Coding region: 88-810 (240 amino acids)
Biological process (GO): mitochondrial translation
Cellular component (GO): mitochondrion; mitochondrial small ribosomal subunit
Molecular function (GO): structural constituent of ribosome
Source: RefSeq, a predicted model, not a curated record